AGAGAAUAGUCUGUCAUUCCUGGAUAAAACAAGGGAAGUAACUUAAAUAACUUCUAUAAAAAAUAUCGAAAUAUAUUUCGGAUAUUUUUAUGAUGAAAGUCAAUUUAAAUUUCUCACAUCUGUUAAUGAAGAAGUGAAGCCUUUGUUAGAUUUGCUAGUUGAUUUCGGUACUGUAAUUAUAAGUUGAUUUGUGUAAUCCCGGAAACGGUCGAAAAGAAGCUACUGUACAGGAAGUGCCAGAUAUAAACACGUAAAACAAAAUAAUACUUUUAACAAUGAGGCGCUCUCAUAUGGCCCAGGAUAUGGGCUACCCAUCUCAGUCACAGGGUUAUCAGCAUUCUCAGGACAUAAUAGAAAAUGAAAAUGACAGACAGGAAAAUUUGCUGUCAACAAAAGUGAGAGCUCUUAAAUCUUUAACGAUAGACAUUGGAAAUGAAGUGAGGGACCAGAACAACAUGCUUAAAGGAAUGGAUGACGAUUUUGACUCCUCUGGCGGACUUCUACAUGCAAGCAUGAAGAAACUGAAAGCUAUUACAAGUAUGGGUGGUUACAAACAAAUGUGGUACUUACUUCUCUUCUGUCUGUUUGUGUUCUUCGUUUGCUGGUUGAUUAUCAGGUCAAGAUAAUGUCAAAUAUAGAAUAUGUGAUAUCUCUGUGAAAUAUAGAAUAUGUGAUGUAUUUACAUGGAAUGGAAAGUGCUUUAUGUGAGGGAAUUUGCAAUACCGAUGUGUAUAAAUGUUUGUUGGUACUAAGAUGUUGUAAUAGAUUUUAAUCAAAGUUAUAAUUUGAUACAUGACCAGUUUUCCUAAUCAUGAGUUUAGAUUAAUCAUUUCUAAGAUAAGAGUCAUUCUGAAUUGUGUUUGUCGCCCUGAUCUUUAGCAAAACCAGACAUAAACAAAUCACUUACAUAUUCAUAAACUUAAACUUACAUAACCACUAAUAGACCAAUACAGACUUCAAUAUUCAAAUAUAGGGUUAAAUUAUAAAAGCUUUAAGACAAUCAUAAUUAUGUAGAAUAUUUCAAAAUUUUAGAGCAAUCUGAUUACGUAUAUUUCUUUAUUCAAAUUUAGAACAGCAAAUCAUAAACUCCAGGUGGAAUGGAAGAUACGAUGGUACUGACCUAUAAAAAAAGACUUUGUACAUUGUGUAGCGACAAUAAAAUUGGUACCGAAUAGCAUUACUUUUUACAUUGUAGUUUUUUCGGGCGACAAAGAGAGCAUUUUAUCCAAAACUCAAAUUUAAUACAUGAAUGCUAAAUUUUGCUUAAAUCACUAUUGAUAUCAAGUAACAUGUAUGUUUUUGGGAUCCUUGUAAAAUUCAUUGAUUCUUUUAUGAAAUUUUUUAUAAUUUCUCCAUAUUUAAUUCAAGAUUUCAUCAAAUAUGACUCAUUCGUUAAUUUGUUUGUUUCCUUUCAUUUGUAUGUUUAUUUUUUUCUCAAUAUUUUAUUUUGCUUUGUAUGUAAUGACUUAUUGUCCCCGGCCUUUUUGAAGAAAAAAGGGGGAUAUAGAAAUAGGUCCAUCCGUUCCUCACACUUUUGUGUCCGGUGUCAUUCAUCAAAGGAAUUUGAAAUAACAUGGCACAAAUGUUUGUUAUAAUAAGACGAUGUGUCAUACACAACAACCAGACCCCUACCUCCAGGGUCAAGGUCGCACUUGCUCAUUCAAGGUCAACAUUGUCUAUUUGAGGGUAUAUGUAGUGUCCGAACCAUAACUUUCUUAUCUUUGAAGGGAUUUUGUAAAUACUUGCCACAAUUGUUCUUAAUAAUGAGACGAUGUGUCAUGCACACACAACCAGUCACCUACCUCCAAGGUCAAGUUCACACUUGGAGGUCGAAGAUUAACAUAGUCUGUUAUAGGGCAUAUUUUGUGUCUGAUCUAUAACUUUUUCAUAGAUUAAAGGAUAUUAAAAAAAUACAUGGCACAAAUAGUAACUAUAAUAAGAUGAUGUGUCAUAAGCAAUACCUGCAUCCCUACCUCACACUUAGAGGUAAAAAUUAACAUAGUCUGUUAUUGGGUAUAUUUCGUGUCCGAUCUAGAACUUCUUCAUAGUUCAAGGGAUUUUGAAAUAACUUCGCACAAAUACAUGUAGUCACAAUAAUAAGACGAUAUGUUAAGUACAACACCUGCACCUCUAAUUCCAAGGUCUAGGUCACACUUAGAGGUCAAAGGUUAACAGAGUCUGUUAUAUGGUAUACUAAGUAUUUUGUGUCCCAUCCAUAACUUCUUCAUAGAUCAAGGAAUUUUGAAAAUACUUGACACAAAUAGUCAAUAUGAUAAGAUGAUAUGUCAUGCAUAACACCUGUGUCCCUACCCCCAAAAGGUCAAGGUCACACUUAGAGGUCAAAGAUUUACAUAGUUUGUUAUAGGAUAUAUUUUGUGUACAGUCCAUAUUUUUUAGCUCACCUGAGCUUGCUCAGGGUGAGCUAUUAGGAUCGGUGAAUGUCCGUCGUCCGUCAUACAUCCAAAAUUGCUUGUGAACACACUAGUGGUCACACUUAUGACUCAAUCAUCAUCAAACUUUGUCAGGAUGCUUGUUUAGUCAAUUGCUCGGAUGAGUUCGAAACUGGGUCAUUUCGGAUGGAAAACUAGGUCAAAGGAGCUAAAAAUAGAAAAACCUUGUGAACACUCUAGUGGUCACAUUUUUGACCCAAUCAUCAUCAACCUUUGUCAGAAUGCUUGUUUAGAUUAUUGCUUGGAUGAGUUCGAACAUGGGUCAUCUCCGAUGAAAAUCUAGGUCACAGGAGCUAUAAAUAGAAAAACCUUGUGAACACUCUAGUGGUCACAUUUUUGAACCAAUCAUCAUCAAACUUGGUCAGAAUGCUUGUCUAGUCAAUUGCUUGGAUGAGUUCGAACAUGGGUCAUCUCUGAUGAAAAACUAGGUCACAGGAGCUAUAAAUAGAAAAACCUUGUGAACACUCGAGUGGUCACAUUUUUGACCCAAUUAUUAAGAAACCUUGUCAGGAUGCUUGUUUAGUCAAUUGUUUGGAUGAGUUCCAACAUGGGUCAUCUCGGGUGGAAAACUAGGUCACAGGAGCUAAAAAUAGAAAAACCUUGCGAACAGUCUAGUGGUCACAUUUUUGACCCAAUCAUCAUCAAACUUUGUCAGAAUGCUUGUCUAGUCGAUGCUUGGAUAAGUUUGAACAUGAUUUAUCUCGGAUGGAAAACUAGGUCACAGGAGCUAAAAAUAGAAAAACCUUGUGAACACUCUAGUGUCACAUUUUUGACUCAGUUAUCAUCAAACUUGGUCAGGAUGCUUAUCUAGGUAAUUGCUCGAAUGCCAAGCUUGAAUAUGGGUCACCUGGGGUCAAAAACUAGGUCACACUGCUCAAAUAUGGAUAAUCCUUGUUAACACUAGUGGUCACAUUUUUGACACACCUGUCAUGAAACUUGGUCAGAACGCUUGUCUAGGUAAUUGUUCGGAUGAGUUUGACGGGUCAGGUGAGCGAUCUAGGGCCAUCUUGGCCCUCUUGUUUCAUAGAUCAAGGGAUUUUAAAAAUACUUUGCACAAAUAAUUACAAUAAUAUUAUAAGACGAUAUGUCGGGCGCAAAACAUGGGUCCCUACCUCCAAGGUCACACUUAGGGGUCAAAGAUUAACAUAGUCUGUUAUAGGGUAUAUUUUGUGUCCGAUCUAUAACUUCUUCAUAGUUCAAGAGAUUUUGAAAAUACUUGGCACAAAUAGUAACAAUAAUAAGACGAUAUGUCAUGCACUACACCUGCACACCUACCUCCAAGGUCAUGGUCACACUUAGAGGUCAAACCUUAACAUGAUAGGUUUUUAAAUUCCAUGUUUCAUUUUAUUUCUUUAAUAAAAUUAUUGUUGCAUUUGCAUAUCUAGCAUUGAUCAUAAUUUUUACUGAAAGUCCUGAGAUCCAUACCUCAAUCUUUUGAAAUAGCACAAUUUUUAUGCUUCAUAUAAAACUUCCCAGAGGCAGGGGACGUUGGUAACUCUGUUACAAAUUCUUGUUUACAAAAAAAGUACAAACCGUCUCCGUGGUCGAGGGGUUAGAGUCGAUGACUUCUAAUCCAGUUACCUCUCUGGCGUGGGUUCGAUCCACGGGAGAUGCUUUGGUAGUUUAGCGCGGAGGAAGGUAGUCUAGUACUGGUGUAACUCUCCAGGAACGAUGGUUAGGAAACUACCUGCCUAUAUGACUGAAAUACUGUUGGGAAAAGGCGUAAAAUGAAACAAACAAACAUAUUAUCUUAUUGUAAAAAUUAUAAAUCGAUAUAGCUCACAUUUCACAGACAGAGGCGUUGCCAACAAUGUCCGAUUUGUUAAAUCCAAUUGGUUCAUAAUAAUUAAGAUUUUCUCCUAUGCAUGUAGUAAUACUUUUUAAUCCCCUUCGGAGUUUCUGUGGAAAGGGGAUUAUAGGAAUAGCCUCCGUCUGUCCUUCUGUCCACACUACCAAAUAGGGGUAGGGGGGCCAUAUUACUGUAAACAGAACAAAAGAGAACAAUAGAGUUCAUUCCAUUGAGUAAGGGGCCAUUGGCCCUCUAUUUAACAAUAGAAAAUAACUAAAGAAAUGGCCCCUUAUUCUAUUUUGGCCGGAUGUCCGUCCGUAACACUUUCGUCUCAGCUCCAUAACUUUUAAACCGCUGAACAUUUUUUGAAAUACAUGUAACUGGGCACAAGUGAUCACAAUAAUGAGAUGAUGUGCAAAGCGCAAAAAUUGGGUUGCUACCCCCAAGGUCAAGGUCACACUUACAGGUCAAAUGUUAGAAAGUCUACAUUUCAUAUCUGUCCAUAACAUUUAAACCGCUGCAAUGUUAACUGAGCAGAAAUGAUCACCAUUAUGACACCAUUAGCAGAGCACAAUUAUGAAGUCACAAUUCUGAAGGUCAGGGUCACACUCAAAGGUCCAAUGUAAAAACAUCUAUUUUUCAUGUCCACUCUAUACUUUAUUGACAAUUUAAAGGUUUUAAAAUUACUUGGCACAUAUAUGAUCCCCACCAUGACACAAUCUGCAGAGCUCAAUAACCAGGUUGCUACCUCCAAGGUCAAGGUUUUAUGUUCUCCAUAACUUUUUGACUGGAAGAUUUUAAGUAACUUGGCACAAAUAAUCACCAUUGUGAGACUAUGUGCUCAUGAUAUGCAUGGCACAACAUCAAGGUCAUGGUUGGCAAAAGGUCAAGAAGUACAUGUUCACUGCGGAAGGGGAUUUAGCUGUCCUUCAGACUGCCUUGUUAAAUCUAUGAAUGACCUUCCUUUUAGUUGUAAAUAACUGUUAUGCACAACAUUCACGUGCAGAUUCACUACAUGCUUGUGCUAAUGUUUAAUACUAAAUAACAUGCAUGUGCGUAUUUGGAACAUACCUGUUCAAAUCAUUACAAGAGACAACCACCAUAUUUGUUUUUCCAAAUUGAUACAGAAUAAUAAAUUAAUUGUGUACAUUGACUUAAAGUAAACCAAUCUCGGCUUGAUAUUUCAUUUCAUAGUUUAGAAGAAGAAAUUUGGAAUAUCAGGUUUUUCUUAUUUGGUAAAAAAUUUUCUUUUUAGUUGGAAGUGUACUCUGUUUAAUGAUUAUACUUUUUUGUACCGGAACUAUACUUUCUCUGUUAUAUAAACAUUUUGUUAUGUUCUCCAAAUUGUAUUGAAAAAUGUUUGGGUGAAAAUAAAAGACAUGUUUUGUUC
Ruditapes philippinarum (Manila clam) is the source of this 5629-nucleotide messenger RNA. RefSeq names its product BET1 homolog. The transcript is spliced from 4 exons. Lineage: Eukaryota; Metazoa; Mollusca; Bivalvia; Venerida; Veneridae. Bases 276 to 626 code for a protein of 116 amino acids. The record is from RefSeq and is a predicted model, not a curated record. Gene Ontology annotation, cellular component: Golgi trans cisterna; SNARE complex. Gene Ontology annotation, molecular function: SNAP receptor activity.